Molecule: messenger RNA, 999 nt
Organism: Didymodactylos carnosus
Lineage: Eukaryota; Metazoa; Rotifera; Eurotatoria; Philodinida; Philodinidae
Source: the annotation of a GenBank genome assembly
AUGAAAGGAAUCUGCAACGAUGGGACCAACGACAGCAACGAUAAUAGAUAUAAUAGACAGCAUUCUGACAUCUUAUCUCUCGUACUGCAAGAGCAUGAUACUAUAAAAUUAAUGGGAACGGAUGCAUCGAAUAACACUGAAAAUGUGUCAACGCCCAUAACAGAACAAAAAAGUGAAGAACUGAUCAAAGAGAAAAACAUUGUUGAUCAUGAGCUAUUACUAAAUACAACAGCCAUACCACCGCUUACGACUUCACAUUUGCCACGUAUUUUUGAAGAAAAAGUUGAGAUGACAACAAUUCAAACAAUGUUAGUGAAUAACGGACAGGAUCCUAGCAGCAGCGUAAACGAAGUAUUGGAACCAAUUAUUCAAUUAAUUGGAAGUGAAAUAUUAAAAGGAGUGGACAAAUUGCCAGAAUUUAUUCAAACUCUCUUCUAUGCUCAUAAUCAAAUUAUAACACUAGCAAUUAUAACGAUGAACGAUGCUGGUGACAAAAGGCCACAUGAAGAUGCAAUUGCUCCUGCGCCCGCUGCUGCCGCUGGAACUUCUCCUAUUGCUACGCUUGCAGCCACAGUAGUGUUUUUUACAAUUAUUAAUGUUGUUAUAACACUAACAAUUAUAACGAUGAACGAUGCUGGUGACAAAAGGCCACAUGAAGAUGCAACUGCACCUACACCAGCUGUUGCCGAUGCAAUUGCUCCUGCGCCCGUGGCUACUGCUGAAACUUCUCCUAUUGCUACGCUUGCAGCCACAGUAGUGGUACCACCUGUACUAAUAGCACAAAUAACCUCGGGUGCUAAAGAAGCUACUGUAGCCAAAACUGCAGGCGCUACCAAAGCUACAAUUCCAAGCACAAUCAAUGCAGCUCCACCAGCCACGACAACCCCGGGUAUAAUUGAUGGAAGAAAUGUUAUAAAUUUCAUGGAGGCUGUAAACGGGUCCAAACAAUUUGAUGCUAAUGAAAUUACAUCAGAUGACGCAUUUUCGAAAGAAAUUUAA